GUUUGUAGAAGGAGAAGUCUGCUUCACAUUCAACAUGCUUCCAGCUGAUCAGCUGUUCAAGGACAAUGUGACCUUUCCUAUGGUUGACCCAACUGGACUGGAAAGUAAGCCGAACUGGACCUUAGAUAACAUGUUAGAACUUGCUGACCUUUUGCAAACUAUUCCUCGACACAUCGACUCCAACGGUCGCUGGGCUGGACUCUAUUUCGAGAUGGAGAAAAGAACACCAACUAAACAGUCUUUGUGCGGACAAUCUGCAAUCACUGCUAAGGUUGUAUUCCACCACCCCGGGGAGAUCCCACUGCCAGACACCCACAAGUUCUACGACCUCCCGGUGUUGAAGGACUACUUCAUCCACCUCACCCCUCGACUCAUCACUUCCAGCGAGGAGCUCAAGGAUUACACUCCCGGAGAUCGUAGAUGUCACUUCUCCCACGAGAGGACAUUGUCCUUGUUCCGCAGUUAUUCCCAACGCAACUGUCAGCUAGAGUGCCGAGUGAACUGUUCUCUGAGUCUUUGCGACUGCGUUCCGUACUACUUUCCAAGACAUAAUGACUCAGUGAAAAUCUGUGGACGGCAACAUACAGAAUACUGUGUUGAACUAUAUUUAACAGCGAUCCUAGGUGGCCGCUACACGUGGAGAGAGAUCGUCCUGGACUACCGUGAAUGGGUCGGUGACAGGAUACAGAGAUUGUUCAAGGAUUACCAGUACAAUCGUAGAGGCACUGGCAAAUGGAACGUAACGGAUCAGCUGUUAGAGGACACUUAUCCUGACUGCCGAUGUGAGUGUCCCGUGGCUUGUUCAUCCCUUACGUACGACGUGGAGGUGAACCAACAGCCACUGCCCGACUUGGGUCGAGUAGACAGACGAUUGGCCAUUUCAUUUAAGGAGCUUGAGUUUACCACUGUUUUGCGAAAAGAACUUAUCGGCUUGACAGACUUUAUUGCCGACAGUGGAGGUGUUUUGGGAGUUUUCACCGGAUUCACAUUCUUAGCCGUCGUUGAACUCCUGUACUACUUGACUCUGCGUUUGUGGAAAAACAUAAAAUAUUCGUGGGAAGAAGUGGAAAACUCGGUAGAAGAUAUGGAAGCUACAGAUUUUCACUAAGACUAGCAUUUGUAAAGAGCAAAUUCUUUUGAGUCUUUUUGUUUGAAAUUUGUUUUUGGUGGUGUAAUUUGAUGUCAUUUACUAAAAUAAUUGCCAAUAUUUUCCGUAACAAAUUAUAUUUUAAGACAUUU
Molecule: messenger RNA, 1239 nt
Organism: Macrosteles quadrilineatus (aster leafhopper)
Lineage: Eukaryota; Metazoa; Arthropoda; Insecta; Hemiptera; Cicadellidae
Product: pickpocket protein 28-like
Exons: 7
Coding region: 35-1108 (357 amino acids)
Biological process (GO): sodium ion transmembrane transport
Cellular component (GO): membrane
Molecular function (GO): ligand-gated sodium channel activity
Source: RefSeq, a predicted model, not a curated record